This is a messenger RNA of Danio aesculapii, 7484 nucleotides long. RefSeq names its product myosin XVAa (gene myo15aa). Gene Ontology annotation, molecular function: ATP binding; cytoskeletal motor activity; protein binding. Lineage: Eukaryota; Metazoa; Chordata; Actinopteri; Cypriniformes; Danionidae. The coding region runs from base 115 to 7023 and encodes 2302 amino acids. The record is from RefSeq and is a predicted model, not a curated record. The transcript is spliced from 63 exons. Gene Ontology annotation, cellular component: cytoskeleton; myosin complex.
CAAGAAAACCUGUCCCAAGUUUUUCCUGACCCAUAUACCAGUUAAAGAAGAAGCUUCAUGGGACUGUAAAGUGCUGCAGAUUGUGUUGAGCUUCAACGCUACACUUCUUAACAGAUGUACUCAAUUCGAAGUCUGCCUACAAUGCUGUAUCGGGAACGUGCAGAGGAGGAUGGGGUCGAGGACAUGACACAGCUUGAGGAACUGCAUGAAGGUGCUGUGCUACUGAAUUUGAAGAAAAGGUUUGAACGCAAUUUGAUAUAUACAUACAUUGGAAGUAUCCUGGUGUCUGUUAACCCCUACAAGAUGUUCAACAUCUAUGGAACAGACAUGGUUCUGCAACACAAAGGACACGCGCUUGGAGAAAAUCCUCCACAUUUAUUUGCUAUUGCAAAUGCUUCAUACACUAAAAUGAUGGAUGCCAAAGAAAACCAGUGCAUUAUUAUCAGUGGGGAGAGUGGCUCGGGUAAAACAGAGACCACAAAACUGGUUCUACGCUAUUUAGCUGCAAUACACCACAAGCAGAACAUCACACAGCAGAUUCUCGAAGCAACUCCUCUUCUAGAGUCUUUCGGAAAUGCCAAAACUGUGCGGAAUGAUAACUCCAGUCGAUUUGGGAAAUAUAUGGAAAUAUUUAUGGAAGAUGGGGUAAUCAGCGGUGCCAUAACCUCACAAUAUCUACUUGAAAAGUCCAGGAUUGUGUUUCAGGCCAAAGAUGAAAGAAACUAUCACAUUUUUUAUGAGAUGCUUGCAGGCCUUCCUUCCCAGCAGAAGCAGUCUUUCUACCUCCAAGACGCGGAGACGUAUUAUUAUCUCAAUCAGGGUGGAGACUGUGUGAUUGUUGGCAAAAGUGAUGGCGAGGACUUCCGCAGGCUCCUCAGCGCCAUGGAAAUACUUCACUUCAGUGCCGAAGACCAGAACGGUAUCUUCAGGGUCCUGUCUUCCAUCCUCCACUUAGGAAAUGUCUUCUUCGAGAGAUAUGAGACUGAAUCUCAGGAAGUGGCAUCAGUUGUGAGUGCUCAGGAAAUCCGGGUGGUUGCUGAACUUUUACAGAUUUCUCCUGAGGGUCUACAGAAGUCCAUUACUUUCAAAGUCACGGAAACAAUGAGGGAGAAGAUUUACACCCCCCUCACUGUUGAGAGUGCAAUUGAUGCCAGAGAUGCUGUUGCCAAGAUCCUGUAUUCCCUUCUGUUCAGUUGGCUAACAGACAGAAUAAAUAAGCAGGUUUAUCCUCGGAAUGAAGCUCUAUCUAUUUCCAUCCUUGAUAUCUAUGGAUUUGAGGAUCUUACCUUCAACAGUUUUGAACAGCUUUGCAUAAAUUAUGCAAAUGAGUACCUUCAGUUCUUUUUCAACAGGGUCAUUUUCAAAGAAGAACAAGAUGAAUAUAACAGAGAGCAGAUCAUCUGGGAAGAGGUGCCUUUCUCUGACAACCAGGCCUGCAUUGACCUCAUUGCAGCAAAGCCUCAUGGGAUACUGCGAAUUCUGGAUGAUCAGAGCGGGUUUCCACAGGCUACAGACCAUACCUUCCUUCAGAAGUGUCACUAUCAUCAUGGCAACAAUCCACUGUAUUCCAAGCCAAAAAUGCCUCUCCCUGAAUUUACUAUCAAGCAUUACGCUGGCAAGGUCUCCUAUCAGGUCCACAAAUUUCUGGAUAAGAAUUACGAUCAAGUACGCCAGGAUGUUCUUGACCUUUUUAUUCAGAGUAAAAACAAGAUGGUUGCAUAUCUGUUCAUGAACUAUGCUGAGGCCCUCAACCAACAGAGAUCCCAAACUGGAAAAAACAGCACAGUAACACGACGCCAUCAGGCCUCAACGGUGGCGGCCAAGUUUCAGCAAUCCCUCAUGGAGCUCAUUGAGAAGAUGGAGAGAGCCAACCCAUAUUUUGUGCGGUGCAUAAAGCCAAACCAAAACAAGGAGCCUGCUGUCUUUGACAUGGAGCUGGUCAGCGCUCAACUUUGCUAUUCUGGGAUUUUGGAAACAGUUCGAAUCAGGAGAGAGGGCUAUCCCAUCAGAAUGCCAUUUGAUGUCUUCCUUUUCAGAUACAAGUCCCUGCUGGGCCUGAAACAGCCUCCUCCUGCCAAUGGUGAAAACUGUGUCAUUAUGUUGAGGAAGCUUUGUCCCGUUAGACCAGGAGCGUUUCAAGUCGGUGUCUCCAAGUUGUUCAUGAAAGAGGAAAUCUACUUCCUGCUGGAGAGUAAGAGGGACAGGGUACGGCACGUGGCUGCUCUUACUCUUCAGCGUUACACCAGGAUGUUUUUUGUGAGAAAACGCUAUACUGCCUUCCGCAUGAAGAUCAUACGACUACAGGCCCACUGCCGAGGCUUUCUCACAAGGAAACGGUAUGUUAAAAUGAGAGCGAGCCUGGUGAAGUUCCGCUCGCUGAUCCAUAUGUAUGUUGAUCGCAAGAGAUACAUCAGGCUGAGAUAUGAGGCCAGGAGGAAGGCAGAAGAGGAGCAGAGGAGAAUAGAAAUGGAGCUGUCAAAACGGGAAGUGGUCAAUGUUACUCAUCUGGUCAUUCCAGCUGAACUCGGAGCGUUGCUUCAGGCAGCAGCUGGUGGUCGAGAGCUCCAUUCUGAUUGUUUGGCUUUAGUUCAGGCUCCCACAGUCCAGGUGGAGACACAGCUCCCGCUGCCUCUCGACAUCAACAACUACACCAUCUCCAAAUUUGUCCAGAUUCACUUCAAAGAGCCAAAGUUUGGAAUGUUAACUGCACCUUUGAAGACACCACUGACCCAUGUUGAUGACGACCUUACUCAUGAGGCUCUAGACGUCUUUGUCAUGAUCUUGAGGUUUAUGGGUGACCCACAUCUAAAUGGUGCUCAGGAGAACUUAUUCGGAAACUACAUCAUCCAGAAGGGACUGACCAACCUCGACUUGCGGGAUGAAAUCCUAUGUCAAAUUGCCAAUCAGGUUUGGAGAAACACCAAUCCAGAUAACUCAGAGAGAGGCUGGCUGCUGCUGUUAGCCUGCCUGAGUGCAUUCGCACCAUCAGCCAAAGUGGAGAAAUACCUUCUGAAAUUUGUCUCAGACCAUGCCUAUAAUGGAUUCAAAGCAGUUGGCCAACACAAGCUCAUUCAAGCCAUGCAGAAGUCCCUGUAUGGACCCGAGACAGCGAGGACUUACCCAUUGUCUCUGCUGGAAUGGACAGCCAAUAGGAAGAAAGCAAACAUGGUUUUGCAAGUUCACUGUUUUGACGGGACAUCUUUCCUGUGCCCUGUUCACUCCUGGACGAGCGGAGAGGAGCUAGCUGGAGAUAUUCUACAGCACAGGGGUGUGACGGAGGCCUGGAAGGGCUGCUCUGUCAUCAUGAAGGAGCACGGACAGUGGGCAGAGCUCGCUGGCCACGAUUACGUGAUGGACCUAAUCGCAGACAUGGAACUGAUGAGAAACUUCCCAAAGCAAAAGUCCUACUUCAUCAUCUCUGCUGAGAGUCCCACCAGAACCAGGCCCAAUGCCGGCCUGACUCUGUUUGGAAGUGGAUUUGACUCUGAUGAUGACAGCUCACUUCUGCUCCCUCAGACUAUGCUCAGCUCCAGCCUCCCAGAUUCUGAUGGAUAUUACAGCCAUGCAGAAUCAGACUUUAGUGAAGCACCAACUCAGAAAGGCAUGGACCGAUAUCUAGACAGCUUGUUUGACCCCGUGCUGUCUGAUGGGAAUGGGGAUUUUGAGAAGUCAUCCAGCAUGUCGAGCCGAAUGAAGGGAGCCGGUGGGAUUGGAGGGGAGAAUGGUGACCUGGAGAAGCCCCUCUCCAGCAGGCCGUAUCCUCCAGGACUGCAGCCCGGCGGUGUAGAUCCAGCUGUUUUAGCACAGCAUCAGCAAGCCAUCAUCAACCAGCAAGCGAUUAUACUGGCUCAGCAGAUGACAAUGCAAGCCAUGGCCCUCCAGCAGCAGAUGUAUAAUUCAGUGCAUCACCCACACAGUGAGCUUGUGCCUGCUGCCCGUUCCAGCCAGUACAGCCCGAGUAAACAAGACAUUGGACCUGUUUCCUACAAACCAGCGCCUGUUUCUCCACCACAGAAAUCUUCACAGCGACACUACAGCCCACCGAGGAGGGAACCACCGUCAGGAGAGGUGGUGAGAGCCACAGUCUCAAACACUGAAUAUUUAGAGCCAAGUCACAACAUCAAAGACAUCAUCAAGCAGUACCAGACCAACCCCGUAAAACCAGCAGAGAUUCCCAGGAGGGAAGCUAAGGUGUUUUCGAAGAAACCAGAUCCCCAUGAUGAAGCUAUGAUGAUCCUUAAGGAUCAGAUGAGUGCUCCUCCUCAACAGCGAAAGAAAACCUACACUCCAGUCCCUCCUUCAUCAUCUGCAAAGGAGUUCAGCUAUGAUGGUGGGCCAAUGAAACCAGUUAAAAGCGUAACAACGAAGCGUUCACCACCUGUGCCAGCUGUUAGUCAGAGAUUCCCAGCCCCUGCGCCUGUAUCUAGAGAUCUUCCAGUAGAAGAGGAGAAUGUUCAGACUCAACUGCACAAGAGGAGCAGCGAAGAGCACUACACCUACACCAACGUGCCCUGGAAGAUCUAUCUGAGAAAAGAGGUUUUCUAUCCGAAAGACAGCUUCAACCACCCACUAAUCCUAGACUUAUUGUUUAAGCAGAUUGUUCACGACACAUUCUCAGAAGCUUGUAUUCGCAUUACAACAGAAGAAAGGCAGAAGAUGAAAUCCAUUUUUGCGGAGCACAGCAUCGACGCCAGUGCCACAAUCCAGGAUGAGAAUGUGAAGAAGAAGGUUGUGGUUGCUGCAAAAGACACCUGGGACAUUUACUUCUCACGCCUCUUCCCAGCAUCUGGCAGUGUUGGCACCGGGGUCCAGGUGCUGUCUGUGUCACAUAGAGGGAUCAAGCUUUUAAAAAUGGUCAGGAGCAGUGCGGUCGCCCCAGAUUACUUCAGAGUCCUGCGACCUUACAGCUACACAGACAUCAUGUUUGUCACCAUUCCCUCCAAAAACAUGCUGGAGUUCAACCUCAACAAUGAGAAAUUGAUUCUUUUCUCUGCCAAAGCUCCUCAGGUCAAAACUAUGAUUGACUACUUCAUCACAGAGCUGAAGAAGGAUUCAGACUAUGUCGUUGCUGUGCGUAAUUACAUUACAGAUGACAGAACGCUGCUGAGCUUUCACAAGGGAGACAUCAUUCGCUUGCAGAAAAUGGAAGGACUGGAUGCAGGCUGGAAGUUUGGGGCCAUUCAUGGGCGAUCGGGGGUUUUUCCUGUGGAGUUUGUUCAGCCGGUCGCUGCUCCUGACUUCAUUAACAUUCCUGUGGACAAGAAAGAAGAGCCCAAGAAUAAGCAGGGUCGUGUGGCCGCCUCUGCCGCCGUGGCUGUGGCUGUGGGUUCUUCUGCCGCAGCCCACGAACUGGACCGCACCAUUGAGGUGGCGUCUCCUGUCAGUGAGUAUACAGAAGCCUACACAGACAGUGCUGAUAUGGACAUUGAUGAGAGAAUCCUGCAGGACGUCCAGUACAACAUGGUGGAGUUUGCCAAGAAAUAUUUCAGAGGGGCCCAGAGAAAAAACGGCGGUGACUCAUAUAAGAAAAAGUCAAAGAAAUCAAAGGAACCCAGGGAUCCAUCGGAAAUGGUGAAAUUCUCCAAGUCCCCAAUCCAAGAGUCCCUGAUUGAGUUCACUGAUGAAAACCUGAACAAAGUAGCUGCAGAGAUUUUUCUUGCUAUAAUGAAGUUUAUGGGCGACUACCCUAUGAAAGGCCAGGCUGAGCAGGACGUCAUCAGCACCAUCCUACGGCUGAGUGGCGAGUAUGGACUAAUGAGGGAUGAAGCGUACUGCCAAGUGCUCAAGCAGAUCACUGGAAACACCAGCUCCAAGACGGAGAGUUGUCAGAGAGGUUGGAGGCUGCUGUACAUCUUCACUGCAUACUACAAGUGUUCAGAAGUGCUCAAACCGUACCUGCUGAAGUACCUUCAAGAUGUUUGUGCAAGUCCUGGAGUGCACUUUCAAGGUAUAGCAAAGGCUUGUGAGCAGAACCUAAGGAAGACGUUCCAGUAUGGCGGACGCAUUGAGCAUCCUAAUGGGAUGGAAUUGAAAGCUAUGCUGGCUGGAAGGAGCUCCAAACGCCAGUUGUUUCUUCUUCCUGGUGGAAUUGAGCGCCACCUGAAGAUCAAAACCUGCUCAGUGGCUCUGGAUGCCAUUGAAGAGCUGUGCUAUGAAAUGGGUCUGCAUAAACUUGAGGCUUUGGAUGAAUAUGCUGUUUUUGUGGUCACAAAUAGAGGUCAGAACGUCCGCCCUCUGAACAAAAGGGAGUACAUCUUGGACAUCACUACUGAGGCUGAACACGUUGACAGCAACUACAGCCUGUGGUUUCGAAGAGUGAUCUGGACGCAGCCCCUAAAGUUUGACAACGAGCUUGGAGUCACUAUGCAUUACAAUCAGGUGUUCCCCGACUACUUGAAAGGGCUGCUCAAUGUUCUCCCGCAGGGUAAGGUCAGCGAGCAGCAGCUUCAGCAAGUGGCAAAACUGGCAGCGCUGCAACACCGUGCCAAGGACUCGCUCUACCUGCCCACCAUCCAUGAGGUUCAGGAGUAUAUUCCCACCCAGCUCUCCGGUCUCCAGCGGGCCCAGCAGUGGUUAAACAUGGCGACCCAACAUAUGCAGCAGGUGCAGCCCCUCAGUCCGCAUCAGGCCAAGGCUCAGUUUCUGGGACUCGUGAGUGCUUUUCCUAUGUUUGGCUCAUCAUUCUUCUACAUACUGAGCAGCAGCAACAGUGCUGUCGACACCCCCUGUGUACUGGCUGUCAAUCAAAACGGUCUGAACUUUUUGAGCAAAGAGACUCAUGAGCCAAUGGUGAAGUUCCCGCUGAAGGAAGUCCAGUCCACUCGUACACAGAGGCCCACAGCUGGCUCUAGUUACCCCUAUGUGGAGAUAAUGCUGGGUGACCUAAUGUCUCAGCGCAUUACCCAGUUACAGCUGGAACAGAGUCUGGAGCUGUGUCGUGUGGUGGCCAUGCACAUGGAGAACCUGCUGUCGGUGCGAGAGAAAAGACUUACUCUGCCGCCCAGUGAAAUCACCCUCCUCUAGCACCCCUGCCUCACACAUGUUUUUUAUUAUUACUUUAUGACAAUAAUUGCAAUCAGGCACUAUUACACUCCCACAAGUCCACCUGUCAUUAUUGCUAGUGCAAUGUGUCUGCUUGCAGUUUCAAACCAGGUUCAAGAAUUAGCUUGUUAUUUACAAUACUUUGCAUGCAUUCCAUUAGGCUGAACAUAUGUGCCCAUAAUUGAAAACAGCUUAUUGCUACCUCUAGUUCUGGACACACGAUCAACAAGAGUUUAUUUUUUUAUUAUAAGAGAGAGAAAGAGGAAACAAUUUUAGCCACUGAUUUAUUUUUAGGCUCUGAUUUGCACUACUUGAGAUGAUCAUGUUUUAAGUAUUUAUAUAUUGUUUGCAUUUUUGUUAAAUUCUCUAUGUGGACAGGAAAUGCACUAUAUGUACAAUGAAUAUAGGUUUAAUAUUCAAAUAAAAAUAAUUCACAGCUGUAA